Paramuricea clavata is the source of this 731-nucleotide messenger RNA. NCBI's taxonomy places the organism in Eukaryota, Metazoa, Cnidaria, Anthozoa, Malacalcyonacea, Plexauridae. The record is from the annotation of a GenBank genome assembly.
GGUUCCCUGUCGACGUCUUCUACAGAAGAAGCAUCUUUGCUUAAGAAGACAAAGAAACAUGAAGCAUCUGCACAAAAGACGAUCAGGAGUCCAGGAAAAGAGAGUGCAUUGAGCAAGGUAAUAGAAUAAUUGUGUUCAACAUAAAUUGGUUUGGAGCCAAACUAAAACUAAAUUAAAAAUGAUUUAUAUAAGAAAUCACUACAAUCAAUGGUCUUUUUUAAAAUUGUUGUCUCUAUCCGCUAAUAAGGCCAAUCUCUAACAAUGUAAAAUUUUAGGUUUCGUUGUCUUCUGAAGAGGAAACAUUUUCGUUCCAAACAACAAAGAAACAUGUGGUAUGUGGACAAAAGACGUUCCACUAAUAAGGGCCAAUCUCUAACAACGUGAAUUUUAGAGAUCGGAUGACUUUUAAAGAGAAAACUUCUACGUUGCAAGCAAGAAAUAAACAUGUAUCCAAACAAGAAACCACACAAAGAGAGUACACCAUGCAAGGUAAUGAGAUUGCUUGUAUGAAAUUGAAAUUGGAUUGGAGUCAAACUAAAACUAAAUUAAGAACUUAUUUUACUGGAUUUCUCUACCGUGUUGCACUAAUAAGGGGCAAUCUCUAACAACGUGAAUUUUAGGGUUCCCUGACUUUUAAAGAGAAAACUUCUACGUUGCAAGCAAGAAAUAAACAUGUAUCAUCUGGACAAAAGACAACCAAGGAAUCACAGAAGGAAAGAACACUGAGCAAG